Messenger RNA from Talaromyces rugulosus, 3129 nucleotides. RefSeq lists its product as uncharacterized. Gene Ontology annotation, cellular component: endoplasmic reticulum; endoplasmic reticulum membrane; Golgi membrane. The transcript has 7 exons. The record is from RefSeq and is a predicted model, not a curated record. Bases 1 to 3129 code for a protein of 1042 amino acids. Gene Ontology annotation, biological process: endoplasmic reticulum to Golgi vesicle-mediated transport; retrograde vesicle-mediated transport, Golgi to endoplasmic reticulum. NCBI's taxonomy places the organism in Eukaryota, Fungi, Ascomycota, Eurotiomycetes, Eurotiales, Trichocomaceae.
AUGGCGGACGACGAGGAAAAGGCCAAGGCCGAGAAGCUCGCCGCUGCCCGGAAGCGCGUCGCUCAAAUGCAGAAGCAAAAGGGUAAAAAGACAGGCAAGAAAGUUGCAGCUGGCGAGACCGCCGGCAAGGAUGAGGGUGCUGCUGCUGCUACUACGAAACCGGAUGACAGCGCCGGAGACAAGCCAGAUAAGGAACCAACCGAACUCGAAGCUGAAAAGGAGCCAGAACCCGAGAAAACAGAUGAGAAGGAGGAAGCUGCAGAAAAGGAAGUUGAAUCGCCAACUGAGCCUAUGCCGGACGCGCCAACCUCGCCUGGGCCAGAAGCCAGCCCUGGCGAGGUCGUCGCAGCACUACCAACCCGUGGGCUACACGCACGACAGCCCUCGCUAUCAAUGCAAUCGAAGAGACGAUCCUCUUCAUUCCGAACGUCAGUCUCAACAACGGUUUCGCCAGUGGCCGGGAUGAAAUCACCUCCACCGCUUCCACCAUUAGCUCCAGACAGUGAGCAAGUCCACGAGGUGUUUCGCAGACAAGCCGCCCGCGUGGAGGAACUCGAGAAGGAGAACAAGAAGUUGGAAAAGGAUCUUGAUGAUGCCAAUUCAAGGAGGCAAAAGUCAGAGAACGAGCUUGAGGAUAUCCGGGAAUCCAGUGUUGAAGUGGUCGAAUUGAAAGAUCGCUUAGACAAGGCGGAAAAGCAGGUCGCCGAGAUAGAGUCACUGAGGACAGAGAUUGCCUCCCUACAGCGACAAAAUUCUCUUCUGCAAUCCAAAACCCACCGAGCAACCGCCGCCGGCCAUGCGGAAUCACCGCAGUCAGAGCUUGUACAAGAGCUGGAAUCCAAGUCGUCUACUAUCGAAGCCAUGGAGCUUGAAAUUUCGAAUCUACGUGCCCAGCUCUCCUCGGAAUCAACAUCAAGCAACGGCUAUCAAGGCCAGAUAACAGCUUUGGAGGAGAAGCUUUCUCAGAGUGAAAUUGCCCUUGAAAAGUCACAACAAGAGCUCGUAGAUACCAAACAGUCGCUUUCCCGAGCAUCUGAGAAGGCAAUGAAAGAAGGCGUUGACAAAACAAGCUCGGAAACAUUAAUCAAGAACCUUAGGCGGGAAAUAGAAGAGCUACAAGAGGCAAAGACCAUAUCUGAAAAGAGAGCCGACACUUUGGACAAGAAAUUACAGGCUCUCGGUAACCUACACAAGGAGUCUGAGACUCGACAUCAAACGCGACUCAAGGACCACGAGAAAAUGGAAAAGGAACUGGCGAUUUUGAAGAAGAAACUCGCUAGCGUGGAAAACGAGAACCUUCGAUUACGAGAAGACAAAGAGCGAAGCAAAAAGCGAGAAGCCGGGGUUGAAGGAAAUGAGAGCUUGGAUGAGCUUGAAGAUGAAGAGCGCGCCCAAUUGGAGCGCAGGGUGCGCGAACUCGAAGGCGAGAACUUUGAUUUACGAAGGGGGGCCUGGAAAGAAAGGAGAAAGGAGCUUGGAGAAGAAGAGGGGGAGGAAGAGUUUGAGACGUCUACCAGCCCGGGGAAUACCUUUGACGAGGUCGAUCUGGUCGGAGGUGCUCCCAAUCAUUCACGGCGCAGGAGCCUCAUGAUGCAGAACCGCUCGCAACAGCAACAGCAUUCUUCUUUUGCUACAGUGAUCUCGAGUGGCCUGGCAGCUUUUACUGGCAACAACGCCAACAGCAACAACACCCGGGAACGACAGGCCUCUAUCCAAAACCACCCUCCGGCCGCGCGAGGCAGCCUUGAAUUGCUCGCCGAGGAGGACAACGACGAGUUUGACGAGGACGCCUUUGCCCGCGCACAGGCGGAAGAAGAAGCGCGCAAACGAGUCGAAUGGGCGCGCGAGGUGAAACGAAAACUACGAAACUGGAAUGGAUGGCGCCUCGAUCUGGUCGACAGUCGGGCUGUUGCGUGGAUUCCCGCCGUCGCGAUGAACGGCUUCUCAGGGCACGGCCUCGACGAGGAUGCAUUCGGGGAGAAAGCAAGCGGUAGCACCGCUGGCUUCAGGACAUUUGACGCCUUUCCCAAAACCAAAGCGAGUUACGUUACCCCGACACGCCGCGGAGGACAGUGGACGGUGUUUAUCUAUACUGUCUGCACGAUUCUAUCGCUCGGAGAGCUGUUGAAAUGGUACCGGGGCACAGAAAACCAGCACUUCAGCGUCGAAAAGGGCGUGUCACGCGAUCUGCAGAUGAAUCUCGACAUGGUCGUCCACAUGCCCUGCAUGGAUCUCCAAAUCAAUGUGCAAGACGCCUCGGGCGAUCAUAUCAUGGCUGGCAUGCUACUCACAAAGGACAACACGAAUUGGGAGCUGUGGAACAACAAACUGAACCAGAUCUCCUCUGGUGAGCACGAGUAUCAGACUCUCAACGCUGAGGAUAACAAUCGGCUGUUGGCCCAAGAGGAAGACAUGCACGCCCACCAUGUCAUCCAGCAUGUGCGCCGGAACCCGCGCAGAAAGUUCCCCAGAACCCCCAGGUUGAGUGGGAAGUACCCCGCAGACUCUUGUCGCAUUUAUGGUAGCUUGGAAGGGAACAAGGUCCAGGGAGACUUUCACGUAACAGCGCGAGGACAUGGAUAUAGUGACAUUUUACAACAUCUCGAUCAUGCAAAAUUCAAUUUCUCGCACAUGAUUACCGAGCUGUCCUUUGGACCACACUAUCCUUCUCUACUCAACCCGCUCGACAAAACCAUAUCAACCACCGAAACCCACUACUAUAAAUACCAGUACUUCCUCAACAUCGUGCCGACCAUCUACUCUCGAAGCAACAACGCUGUUGAAAAAUACACGGCCAACCCGGCCCUGGCUUUCAAAAAGGCCAAAAACACCAUCUUCACAAACCAGUACUCGGCCACGAGCCAAUCUCUCGCUUUACCCGAGAACCCUUGGAACUCCCCGGGCGUUUUCUUCAAGUACAACAUCGAGCCCGUCCUGUUGUUUGUCAACGAGGAGCGCGGCAGCUUUUUGGCUUUGCUGGUGCGUCUCGUCAACGUCGUCUCGGGAGUGAUUGUCACUGGUGGAUGGCUCUUUCAGUUGUCUUCCUGGGCGAUGGAAUUUGUUAGACGGCGAACACGUCGGUCAGAGGGUGUGUUGAACGGACGCACACACUCGGCCUACGACGAGUGA